This is a messenger RNA of Dentiscutata erythropus, 1041 nucleotides long. Lineage: Eukaryota; Fungi; Glomeromycota; Glomeromycetes; Diversisporales; Gigasporaceae. The record is from the annotation of a GenBank genome assembly.
AUGUUUGCUGCAAACGAUUCUGAAACUGAAAUCUAUUACGCUUCGGAGUCACCACCCGAUCUCGACAGUGAUUUGGAAGAAAACAAUGCGCACGACGAAGAUUUAGAGGCCGCUAAUGACGCUAUUGAAGAUCUGUCAACCCGUCGUAAUAAUAACGAUUUCAACACAACAAAUAUGGAUUUAGACGGGGAAUACACUUCUGAAGACGAAGAACAACGUCCACAUAUUUCACCAGCAGCUGGACAUGCCUUUCAACGCCUUAUCGACCCAUAUACUACUCGUCACCACCGUAGAUCAUCGUCACAACGUAUUCGUGGGUUUUCACCACUAAAUUCGCGGUUAUUGCGAAGGACAAAUGCCAUUACACCUUCUUUUCUUACGCAGCACGUAAAACAUAAUAAAGAGCUUGGUUUAGAAAGCAUUAAUGGUGCAGGUUCAAAGGAAUUGGGACAAUUUAGAUUGCCAGAAUCUAGUUUCUUACGUGCUGGGAUGACCUUUUCAGGAACACAAAAUUUGAUGAAUACACAACAACCUUCACAAAGGGAUGAGGAAUGGGAAGUUAAAGUGACUGUUCAUUAUGUAAAUUACAAGACUGGUACCGCAAUUGGAUUAAUGGAGGCUUUAAAUGUACCAAAUAGCUCGAAUACUGUUGUCACAUAUUGGGAAGGUGAGAUGAUUGAUUUUGUCAACCAUUCACUUUGGACGGACAAAUGGAAUUCAACACCCGAUAUUGAUCUUCAACAUUGGAAAAAGUUUGAUGCUUUUCGCCAAAUGGAUGUUCGAAGGGGGACACCUACAAAAGAGUGGUUCCAAGAAGCAUGUCAAAAAUAUAUAUUUAUGAGAUGGAAAGAACAUUAUUUUGUCAAUGUGACUGCACAAGAAAGUGGGUUGACUAUUGCAGGGUUUUAUUAUAUCUGUAUUAGGAGAAGUGAUGGAACAAUCGAAGGUUAUUAUUUCGAUCCAGUAUCUACACCAUAUCAAAAGUUAACUCUUAAACCUCUAUUAAAGGAUAACAAAGUGAAACCAUUGGCUAUUUUUUAG